AUGGCAAUCACGACUGUGGACUUCAAGUCCUUAUCCCUGUCGUCUGUUGGUUCUGUCGCCACCACACUUGUCUCUCACUAUCUUGUGACGGUGUUCAUCUGUUUCGUUAUAGGAUAUAUAGUAUAUCAACGAUGUUUUGCGCCUCUGGCUGGGGUACCUGGACCUUUCUGGGCGAGUCUAGGGAAAGGGUGGUUGAUUGUGAGGGCGAAGAGAGGCGAUCUGCACCGGGAGUUGAUUCGGUUGCACGAGUUGCAUGGACCGUUGGUGAGAGUUGCGCCAAAAGAACUGAGCGUAGCAGACCUCGAUGGUAUAAAGAUGAUCUACGGCGCCGGUUCUCAAUUCAACAAGUCGGACUGGUACUCGGUCCUCAAGGGUCACCGUACCUUUGACCCCUUCGCUGAACAAGACCCUCACGUCCAUGCCGCACAAAAGAAGUUGGUCAUUCGCCCUUAUGCUAUGGAGACACUCAAGGAUCUUGAACCCUACGUUGAUUCCACAAUCUAUCACUUCGUCACCCGCAUGCGCGAAAAGAUGUCUUCUCAGAUCGAUCUAGGCCACUGGUUCCAGAUGUUCGCUUUUGAUGUCAUUGGUGAGAUCACAUUCUCGAAGCGCUUUGGCUUCAUGGAUACCGAACAUGAUGAUGGCAGUCUGAAGUCUGUGGAGAGCACUUUAGCUUCUGCAUCUUGGCUAGGGCACGUACCUUGGGUAUUCUGGACUCACGACUAUCUAAAGCCCUACAUUGGCAACUGGUUAGGUGUCACCAACCGUACGGGCAGCCUGAUGCAACGCGCCCUCAAGGAGGUCGAAGAGCGCAAAGUACGCGGUACAGACCGCAAUGAUAUUCUCGAAAAGUUCUUCCGUCUGCAAAGAGAAAAACCUGAUCAAGUCACCGAUGUAGCCGUUAUCAGUAUGGCUGCUGCGAACAUCACUGCUGGUUCUGAUACCACGGCGAUUUCACUACGGAGUAUCAUCUACCACUUGCUACAAAACCCACAACAUUUGGCUACGCUAAGGCAAGAGAUUGAUCAAGCGCAAAGGGAACACAGACUCAGUGAUCCAGUCACCAUGGAAGAAGCAGAAAAGCUACCCUUCCUCCAAGCAACCAUCCUCGAAGGUCUUCGCGUUCAUCCAGCCAUUGGCGGCCUCUUGCCUCGCCGCGUUCCCCCCGGCGGCUGCGUAAUCGCUGGCCGUUACAUCCCUGCCGGCCAUGUCGUUGGCGCCUCAGCAUGGGUAGUCAAUCGCAACACUACAGUCUUUGGGCAUGAUGCUAGCGAGUUCAAUCCUCAUCGCUGGCUCAAAGGUAAUAAAGCUGAGAUGCAAAGGUAUUUCCUCACGUUUGGUGGUGCGAGUCGCAUGUGUUUUGGACGAAACAUCGCAUUCAUGGAGAUGACGAAAAUGGUACCGACGUUUUUGAGGUGGUUCGAUGUGAGGCUUGCGGAUCCGAGUAGACCGUUGGUUGAGAAGAAUUUCUUUUUUGUCUUGCAGGAAGGCCUUAUUGUCAAUAUCAAACCUAGAGAUGGAAGCACCGAAGAACAACAGGCUAAUGAGGGCGCUGAGAAGGAAGCUGAUGGGUUUUAG
Molecule: messenger RNA, 1578 nt
Organism: Aureobasidium namibiae CBS 147.97
Lineage: Eukaryota; Fungi; Ascomycota; Dothideomycetes; Dothideales; Saccotheciaceae
Product: cytochrome P450 family protein
Exons: 3
Coding region: 1-1578 (525 amino acids)
Molecular function (GO): monooxygenase activity; oxidoreductase activity, acting on paired donors, with incorporation or reduction of molecular oxygen; iron ion binding
Source: RefSeq, a predicted model, not a curated record